AUGGAUGAAAAUGAUAUCAUAAUUUCUUCUACAGAGAUAAUUAAAGAUAGAUUAUAUUUCGCAACACUCAAAACUGGUUACAAACCAAAGCCUACGCGCAAUAGUAAAUACUUCCACAUUGAAGAUGAGAUUGUAUAUGAAAACUUCUACUAUGAUUUUGGACCUUAUCAUCUGUGCCAUUUGUAUCAAUUUUGCAACAAGCUUAAUGAAGAAUUGGAGAAGAAUCCGAAGAAAAAGAUCGUCUUCUACACCAGCAAUAGUGAAACUCUUAGGCUUAACGCGGCCUAUCUUAUUGGGAGUUAUCAGAUAAUAUAUCUGGGCUCCUCCCCUGGUACGGUCUACAAGCAGCUAACAGAAGGCACAUGGUCCUUAUUAAAUUUCCGUGAUGCGUCUGGCGGACCAGCGCUCUUCGAUAUAUCGCUUCUAGAUGUGCUGCAGGGCAUCAAAGUGGCUCAUGAUGCGAAAUUCUUUGACUUCGAGCACUUUGAUACGGAACAGUAUUUGUUUUAUGAGAAAGUAGAAAACGGUGAUCUCAACUGGAUAAUACCCGGGAAAAUGCUGGCGUUUUCCGGUCCCCACCAUCGCUCGCGUUUGGAUCGGGGUUACCCCCUACAUAGCCCGGAACACUACCACGAAUAUUUCAAGAAGCACCACGUGACCACCAUCGUCCGGCUAAACAAAAAAUCAUAUGAUGCAAGGCAGUUUACGGCGUAUGGGUUUGAGCAUAGGGAAUUGUUUUUUGUGGACGGUUCGGUGCCUUCGGAUCUGAUAGUCAACAGGUUUAUAAGGAUCUCUGAGGUGGCGAAGGGCGCUGUUGCUGUACAUUGUAAAGCUGGUCUUGGCCGUACAGGAACUCUGAUAGCAUGCUACAUGAUGAAGCACCAUGCCUUCACAGCUCGAGAGGCUAUCGCCUGGCUGCGGAUCUGCAGACCUGGAUCUGUUAUUGGACACCAGCAGUGGUUCCUUGAGAACAUUCAACCUCGGAUGCAUGCAGAAGGAGAUGCACACCGUCGAAGGCACAACAUCACGUGCCUACCUGUGUUUGCACGAGGGAUAUACAGCGACUUGGCCCCGGAGCCGGUGCCAAUACAAGACAAACCAGUUUCGUUGCAGACCAUAUUACACGCCAAAAACGCUAAUACCAAUAAGCUGGACAAUGCCAAUGCACUUAACGGAAACGAGACAGAUCGAGAAAACAAUAUAACGCCAGUCAUUGGCAAGUACAAGACUACCGCCUCUCCGAUGUUACCUGUGAAAGUGUUCACACCAAAAAUGAACUAUAUGCUACCCACAAACAAUGUAAAGAACGCCAAUAACACCAACCUCAAACCACAGCCGAGAUUAAUAAACUCAACGAUUAAAUCUCACUACGCGGCCAAAACAUCCACUUUCCCCCCUACGAGAGGUGCCAACUCCCAAGCCAAAUUAACUGGGGUCAAAGCUCAAUUUACGGGCAAAAACAGCUUCCACGGCCGUGCCAAUCUUGCGCGACCGGCAAACUACACUCACGGCGCAAGCCCCAUCAAGACAUUUACCAGAAAAGCCAUGAGUGUCACAAAAAUGACGUCAAGCGAUACAAACGCCGUCACAACCGUCAGCAAUGUUACCACAACUUUGACAACGCUGACAGAAAAUUGUCAUUUGAAUGGCAAAAACCGUCUUCCAUCAGAGCCGAAUCUCAAAGCUACACCAAAAACUCCCGUAAUAAACAGUGCCAGGAAGAAAAUGAUUGUUCGAUCAAAUUCCAGUUCUCGUAAAAAGCUUCCUAAAAGUGUCCCCAAAAGCAAUCUCGAAGCGAGCCAAGAGCUAUCAUCGAGCGAUACCAAUAUAACCAACAUCUCUGUCGAUUCCCUGGACACACCCUUCAGGUUCAGACGAAAACGGGAUAAAUCUAAAAGUCCCGAACCGAUGGACACCUUAUCUAACUCAGUUAUAACGGCUGAUGUGACUCCAGAAAACUACGAGGAGACAAAUAAUUCUCAAGGGAAUAAGUUGUAUAAAAUUAAGGCAUUACGAAAAAAAUGUCCCGCAUUCGGUGUGAGCUUACUGAAGAAAGAGGGUGUCCAAACCAGAUCGAGUAGUUGCGCUAGCGGUUCAACCGUUAAGAAGAAAUGA
This is a messenger RNA of Pieris macdunnoughi, 2115 nucleotides long. The record is from the annotation of a GenBank genome assembly. NCBI's taxonomy places the organism in Eukaryota, Metazoa, Arthropoda, Insecta, Lepidoptera, Pieridae.